This is a messenger RNA of Vigna umbellata (rice bean), 1307 nucleotides long. Its product is annotated as putative oxidoreductase At4g09670. Lineage: Eukaryota; Viridiplantae; Streptophyta; Magnoliopsida; Fabales; Fabaceae. Gene Ontology annotation, molecular function: nucleotide binding. The record is from RefSeq and is a predicted model, not a curated record.
GCCUCGCUCCAAAUCCCUUUCGUCUCCACACUUCAACUCUCAAAAUGGCGGAAACCCCCAAAAUCCGUUUCGGCUUCAUCGGCUGCGCCAGAAUUGGGCGCAGGGUCUCCCGCGCCGUCGCGCUCGCAUCCAACGCUGUCCUGCACACCGUCGGAAGCCGCUCCAUCGACAAGGCCCGCACCUUCGCCGCCGCCAACGGCUUCCCCGCCGCCGCCAAGGUGUACGGUUCAUAUGAGGCCGUCCUCGAUGAUCCCGAGGUCGACGUCGUCUACCUGCCGCUCCCCACCAGCCUGCACGUGCGCUGGGCCGUGCUCGCCGCCAGCAAGAAGAAGCACGUGCUGCUUGAGAAGCCAGUUGCUCUUAAUGUUGCUGAGUUUGACGAGAUCAUCGCGGCGUGCGAAUCCAAUGGAGUGCAGCUCAUGGACGGUACCAUGUGGAUGCACCACCCUCGCACCUCGAACAUGAAGGAGUUUCUCUCCGACGUAAACCGUUUUGGCCAGCUCAGAUCGAUUCACUCCAAUUUUACGUUCAGGGCUAGUGCCGAUUUUCUUGAGAAUGACAUUCGUGUGAAGCCAGAUCUUGAUGCUCUUGGUGCUCUUGGCGAUGCAGGUUGGUACUGUCUUAGGGCAAUACUGUGGGCUGCCAACUAUGAACUACCAAAAACUGUUAUCGCCUCGCGCAACCCUGAGCGUAAUCAAGUUGGGGUGAUAUUGGCUUGUGGGGCUACUUUGUACUGGGAAGAUGGAAAAGCAGCAACCUUUUAUUGCUCCUUCUUGUCCUACAUGUCAACGGAUAUAACUGCUCUAGGGACAAAAGGAACGCUACAUGUUCAUGACUUCGUUCUCCCAUAUGAAGAAAAUGAAGCAUCAUUUUAUGCAGCUACAGAACCAGGUGUUGAUGAAGCUGUUACAAAGUGGGUUCCACAGCCAAUCAAGCGUAUAAUAGAAACUGACAUACCUCAGGAGGCUCUUAUGGUAAAUGAGCUUGCCCGUUUGGUGGCAGAUAUCAAAUUCAAGAAAGCAAAACCCGAGAAGAAGUGGCCAACCAUUAGUAGGAAAACUCAACUCGUAGUGGAUGCUGUGAAGGCUUCAAUUGAUAGGGGUUUUGAGCCUGUCCAGAUUCAGGAGUGAGGUGUAUGAACUGAGGUCUGUGUUCCUGCGGUGCAUCACAAAACAAUUUCUGUUUUAUGUAUUAUGAGCAGUUCAUUGCUCAUAAAAGAGGCAUAAAGGGUCUGUAGACUCUUAGACAAUUUUUCUGUUAUUCACGUUAUGUUUAUUAAUAAAGAUGUACUACAGAUUGGGAAGGAA